Varroa destructor (honeybee mite) is the source of this 5002-nucleotide messenger RNA. Its product is annotated as 2-amino-3-carboxymuconate-6-semialdehyde decarboxylase-like. The record is from RefSeq and is a predicted model, not a curated record. Gene Ontology annotation, molecular function: carboxy-lyase activity; hydrolase activity. Gene Ontology annotation, biological process: secondary metabolic process. Lineage: Eukaryota; Metazoa; Arthropoda; Arachnida; Mesostigmata; Varroidae. Gene Ontology annotation, cellular component: cytoplasm; cytosol.
UCAAGCUGGCCUCAUCAUUAUGCAGACGAGAAAGCAGUUGUCGAUGACACUGGUUCAGUAACGCUAAAAGGAUAGAAAAGAGCAACUAAUUGCCGCUUAACUGACGAAACUUUAGCUUGAUCCGCUCGGAGAAGAUCACAGUUACGGCACAAUGGCCUCUGUUACCAAGCUUGACCUGCACGCACACAUUUUGCCGGAAACAUGGCCUAGCCUUAAAUUGAAGUUCGGUUAUGGCGGCUGGGUGCAAAUGCAUAAACUUGACGAUGGCAAUUAUGAGAUGCGUUACGAUGACGGGAAGUUCUUUCGCCGAGUCCAGCGCAAUCUUUGGGAUCCUGCCCAACGUAUCCGUGAGAUGGACGCUACCGGAGUAACGAUUCAGGCCUUGUCGACGGUUCCUGUAUUGUUUAACUACUGGGCUAAAGGUGAAGAUGUUUUAUGGUUCCACCGCUUCCUAAAUGACCAUAUUGCUGUCGUAGUAAACACAUAUCCGGAUCGUUUCAUUGGAAUAGCGACUGUCCCACUCCAAUCUCCUAACUUAGCUGCCAUUGAACUACAACGGGUGCACAAAGAACACAACAUGAAUUGUGUUCAGAUCGGAUCGCAUAUCAACGACUGGGAUCUGAACUCUCCUAAGCUCGACCGAUUCUAUAAACUAGCCGAGGAGCUUGGCAUUAGCAUAUUUGUGCAUCCCUGGGAUAUGCAAUUGGACGGACGCAAUAAGAAGUACUGGAUGCCUUGGUUGGUCGGGAUGCCAGCAGAGACUGCGCACGCAAUCUGCUGUGUGCUUUUUGGCGGCGUUCUAGAGCGUUUUCCGAAACUGAAAUUCUGUUUCGCCCAUGGGGGCGGUUCGUUUCCUUACACCUUGGGCCGGAUCGAGCACGGUUUCAAGUGCCGACCCGACCUGUGUGCUGUCGACAAUAUAAAUCCUCCUAGUUCGUAUAUCGGCCGCAUUUAUACUGAUGCACUCGUGCAUGAUGAGCGAUCAUUGAAGUUUCUUAUUGAUGUUAUUGGAGAGGACCGCGUAUGCUUCGGUAGCGAUUAUCCGUUCCCCUUAGGUGAGACUGAGCGGCCAGGGGCUUUAGUUGAGAGAGCCCGAAUCGCAGACGAACUUCGUGAGAAGCUUCUUUGGCGAAACGGAGCUGAAUUUCUAGGUCUACAGCUUAGCUCGAUUUGAUGAGGAUCAUAGUAUAACUGAUCUGAUUGAAAUCAAGGUUCAACGUACGCGAUCCGUACGCGACAAACACAGUAGUUUGUUCUGCUUGUGUGAAAAUAUGCUGCGAACGUGUUCACGCGCUGAAGAUGAAUCCGAUCAUACCCUGCAAGUGUUCGGCGACGUAGGAAAGAACCGAGCUUUAGUUAAUUAACGUUCACAGAUGUAUGCUAUACUGUGAUGAUAGUUUCAUUAAAUGCUUAAGCUAGUGGCCGUUUGGUUUUUAAACGCAACGCGACCUUGCGACGUGCAGGCUCUGGAAUUAACGAUGUUUUUUCGGCGAGAAGCCAUCAUCAAUGAAAUAUAGCACAAAAUAUGAUUGGUAAGCGGAAUCUGGAUCGUACGUGUUGUCCUUUACAGAAUUUAUUCAUGUAUAAUUAUACUGUAGUUUUUUCUAUUAAGUACUAUUAAGUACAUGAUUAAUGUGAUCAUAUAUGUAUUGUUUAGUACGCGGUGGAUGUCUUCGUGCAGUUCUAUGCAUUUACUACUCGUAUGCGGUAAUAUUAAUGCUUGGAAAUUUAAAAGUCCUAGGAAUGAAAUCCAUGUGUCCUGAGAGCCCUCUCCUCAGCAGCGCCGUGUAACAGGGGGCUAGUAUCUUAAACAUUUUUGCACGCUUUUGUGAAAGGAUGCCGAAUUAGUGAUUGAGAAAGUAAGAAAUAGUGUGCAGGUCAACUACGCUGUAGGUCUUCGACGAGUUUUGUCAGACUGGCUUUCUAUAAAUAGUUGUGUAUAACAGGUUUUCUAAAAUUUCUGCUAGCUUGAGAAUCGAAAGCGAAAUUUAAUAGAAUAAUAAAUAACUUCUGAUCUUACCACGUGAAAACCAAAAGUUCCGGUAGCUUUAAUAAAGGUCGUUUUAAGGUCGACAAGAAAUAGUGUCUAUUAAUUUGAAUAUCUGGCAACUGGCUUCAACUAUAGAUUAGAACAGAAAACCGUCCGAUCGAUAGGACGCUAAGCUUCACUGAUGAGAACCAACCGAAAGACAUGAAGAGUGACUUCACUUGAUGUAAGCUAACUAGAAACAUUCUCAUUUUAGACAUCUGUCAUUGUAAUUCAGUUGCUUUCCUCGAAUCUGUUUUAUUCAAUAGUAGCAUACUCCAAUUAUGAGUUCUCAACCAAGUAUGAGGGACGCUUGUUUCAUCCAAUAUUAGGGAAUAUCACCCUAAUACAGAUACUCCCAAUUCUGCAUUCAACACCACUUUGAAACAGCACCCGAUCUGCGCUAAUUAUGAAUGCUACAUAUAUCAAGACUACUUGAUCUUGAGUUUCUCUCGGAAUAUUCUCAAUUAAGGGUGGUAAUAUGUAAAACGGCAGUACGACGGAACAUAAAGCUAGAGGCUCGUUCGUACGCUUUGUUGUACAUUGAGCCGAAUCAACUAAAUGCCCAUAGGCAGCUGUCGUAUUUGCUAUUGCCGAUGAAAUGCAAAGCCGAUCCGACAGAUGCGUGAACCGAGUUGACUGUGUAAAGUAUGGUAUUAUUUCUGACUCUUGCUCGUAUACAAGUAAAUGUAUUUUUCGCGCCCUUCGAACCUUAUAUGUACGCCACAGGCUAAAAUUUUUCGAGUGCAGAAGUUGUACACCCGCACACACCAACAGCACGAGGACACAGAUAUUCAUUCUUUUAGAGUCGACCACAUGAUUUUUGAAACCUGUAACGGUGUAAAUUGGCUAGAUGAACCUACGCACGAGACGACCAUAUUUUGUGUGACAGAUUGUUGUUAUGUACAUGUGAUACGACACUGUGAUUCUAGUUGUAUGUGUUAGGGCAGCACACGUGCUUCAUGCAUGCUACGAACGUUUCAAGGAGAUACAUGUCAUCAACGCAAUAUUGGCGGUCCAUUUCGAAUGCCUGUAUAUAGGUAUAUGGAGACAGUUCCGGUCUUCAAUACUGUUGCAAAAAUUGCUGAAGCUCCAUCAUCACAACACAAGUUCCGCUGUCUUCUUUGAACAACGAGAUUUAAGACUCUUCAUCUUCGAAACGGAUCGACUAUUGCCACUAACGCUGGAAGGAAUAUGACAUGCGAGUAUGUCAAAAACAAGUCAAGCUUACUUUUUAUAGCGUAGUAUAGAAGCAGUGAGGCAUAUAUUUUGGGCGAGUAAGUACACAAAUUGAUGUUUUUGUAUUUGAUACAGUUAGCGAGCUCAAUGAUUGUACCGUAAACUGUUUUCUAGACUUGUUAGCAUAUAGUUUGCUUAAGAUAUUGGUCGACAACAGAAAGAUCUAUAUGGUAUAACGAGUGCGUGAAGCUCUCACUGUGAAUUAUUUCCGCAGCUACCUGAUGCUGUUACCCUGCUUUUUCUAUUAUCUUUUAUGAUGCGGGUAAAUUGUAAAAUAUCAGUACUGUGAUAUAAACUAUCUAUUCGUUCAAGAUAAAUCGACGCACAGCUUUCUAUUGCUUGACAGCGCCAACCCUUGUUGACUAAAAUGAGGCCCGAACAGUCAGGUGCUAUGGCCAUGCAGAGGAUGUACACUGUCCAAUAAAGAUAAGCACGGAAAAGGUGAACUACAAAACAGAAUCAAUAAAGUCCCCCAGUGGCUGAGUAGGCAUCGUGCCUAUGGGCAACAUUUUCGAUAACAACGAAAGUUCAGUGACUUUGCUUACUGCUUAAGGGCGAAUUACCUCUGUCUGCUAUAGUGAACCAUGAAGGUCUCCUAGAGCUAAGAUCCUGGUCUCAUAACGAUAAGGGUUACUUCGUUUCUAUUUUUUCCACCCCCAUACGGAUGAUAUAGAACUAUGUACUUUGCAGUGGACAGCAAAAAAAUUAUCCCAUUAUACGCAGUCCCUAGGCAAGGUUGCUAAAGGUCACUACUGCAAACGACCACUCUGGUAUCCGUACUGCCCAUUGAUUAUUCUAUAUCUCUCUCUAGAGCAGUCUCUACUAGGGUUUUUGCCGUUGUUCGAAACUCUUCUUUUGAAAUGAUAUCGAAAACGCUUAAUUAGGCGAAACUGAAAAUUUAAUUUUAAAUGAUCCAAAAAAAAUUAUAACGUUUUGAAAGAAAAUAAUCUAAAUUUGUUCGAAGGCGAUGAGGACGUUAUUGGUAUUACUAGACCGGUUAUUCUGUCAUGGAUGCUUUUUUUUAACGAGGAUUUAGUUUCUACUUAAGGUGUUGCUCAUGUCAUGACAGCUAUGGUCGCAUAUUUUUUUGUACUUCAGGAUAGAUGGCCAUAUCUUAACGCCUACUUCAAUGUCGCAUUACGAUUCUUCCAUUUUGUUCUGCUAGGGUAACUUAAGUUUGCUAACUACACUCAUCCAAAUAAUGUUAUCGCCUUACCUAGCUACCGAAUGCACGGAUGUGGGUAAAGGUCAAGCAUAGCGGGGGCCUUUGUUGAUACCCUUCGGCACUCCAGAUGCACGAGGCCUGCGGAAAGCACUUCUACUCGUGCAAGGUCGAGAAUAAGAUACGCCUGUACAAGGCGUAGUUAUGUAUGUAGGCUGUCUUCGAUUACAAUAUCUAUCGCAUAGUUUAACGAAUGCUAGGUAUGCUGAAAAGGAAAUAAGCGAUAGCUUUAUUUAAAGCAAGAGUUUGCGGACGGGGAAUACAUGGGUACAGAUUUCCACCGGAGAGCGUAGUUCAGCUCAAUCAAGCGCUAUUGAACGCGUAUGUCUUGUUUGUACAGAAGUUAGUAACUAUCUAAGUUAACCGAUGCUAUUGACUGUAUAUGACGCAUACCGUGCAUCCGUCAGACUAAUAAUUCGGAAUAACAUUUAAACGGGUGCUUUGUUCUGUGAAUCGCCUGAAAUUAACAUGUAAUAUAUAUCUAGCGUGAAGUCUCUGUGUUCGACAGGGUCACA